UGCUUAUCCUAGACCGGUGAUUCAUGCAUCAUUUCAGAAUUCAUCGACAUUCAUAUAAUGCACUCUAUGUAUGCGAUGAUCGAUAAGAUCAGCACUUGUGAUAGGUGUAGGGUAUUUUCGAUAGCCCACAUCCAACACAAACUUAAAGGCUCUUGAGUCUUAGCUAGACCUAGACCCUCCCGGACCCCAACUGUCCCCACUCCCUCGCAUUCAGUUACUUUACCCAAAGAUGAUGGUCAAAUAUUUCUCACAGUACUCUCUUGUUAACACUGUCGACGAUGACAACGAAAAACUAUCUGGUGAUGCAGCAAGGUUCGGUGCAGAACCUCGUCCCGAGUCACGUACCCUUCGCCUGUGGUUGACCCAUGGCAUACUUGUAUGCACAUCGGUUCUCUUUUUCACGCUAUGGAUGCGUACGCCUUCGACUUACCUGCACAAUGACAUUCCUAGCAUAUAUUCUCCAGCCAAUAUUGCUAUCGAGCCUGUAAUUGUGAGGUUUAACGGAACCCUCAACUUUCCUUCUAUCUAUCGUGGCCCCCCUUCCCCAGAAAUUGAUGCCGCUUGGAAUAGAGUAUCUCGUAAUGUGGCACCAAGUCGGAUGACCCGUGAGGAGAUGCUCAAAGCAGGCACAACAGAUUUACUUUCGAAAGUCAGAUAUCCGGACAAAAUUGGCGGAGGUUAUAUGGCUUCCUUGGAAUCUGCCCACCAACUGCAUUGUGUGAACUUGCUUCGCAAAGCCUCUUGGUUGGAGUACUAUGAGCCCACGGAUAUUUCGUUCCAAAAUACCCCAGAGAUAGUCCGUUUGCAUCUUGAUCACUGCAUCGAAAUGAUAAGGCAGAAUAUUAUGUGCAAUGCCGACGUGACGAUGAUCACAUGGUACUGGGUGCAGGGACACGCGGUCUCUUACCCUAACUUCAACACCCGUCAUCGAUGCAGGAACUACGAGAAAAUCAUGGAUUGGUCUGUCGAACACGCUAUUCAUAUCGAUGAAUCCGAGGUUACUCGCUUCGAAGAUACCGUCGACCUCCCCAAACAUCAGCGCGUCACGUCGUGAUGCAUGAUCAAGGAAUAUCAUACUGCUUGCCUGCUUGCUCACUGCACUUGUUCAGCCUGAAUACCAUGGAAGGAGGGCAGUUAUUGGUGCCUUGGAAGAACUGUUGCAUUAUGAGUUUAUAAACGAGGGAGAUGUAGACUGAUGUGAUCCAGAAUGUCAGACUCAAGGCUUGUAUAUCUAGGGCCUAUCCUUCAGAAGGCGCAGGCCAUCGACCUAUCCUCUCACAGUC
Suillus subalutaceus is the source of this 1283-nucleotide messenger RNA. RefSeq lists its product as uncharacterized. Bases 230 to 1054 code for a protein of 274 amino acids. Gene Ontology annotation, biological process: mycotoxin biosynthetic process. NCBI's taxonomy places the organism in Eukaryota, Fungi, Basidiomycota, Agaricomycetes, Boletales, Suillaceae. The transcript is spliced from 5 exons. The record is from RefSeq and is a predicted model, not a curated record.